AAAAAAAACACAAAACUUCUCCUCCAAACCAAAGUAAAGACCUUUUGUCCGACGCAAACGUGAAAGAACACGACUCUCGAUGAAAGCCACCUCGGCCGCCGUUUUGCGGAAAGGAACCGACGAGGAGGAGGAAGAAGAAGAAGUCUGUAAUGUCUUCGACGGCGAAAUAGAUAGCCAGACUCAAACGACGUCGUCCCACGACACCAAGAAGGGCUUCUUCACUUCCUUGCUCUCGAUGGAGGAGGAGGAGCACGAGAACAAGGAAGCUCGGAAAAGAGCCAGAACCACCACCAUCUCCGAGGAGGAGGAGGAAAACGGAGACACCAAUCGGAAGAAGAAGCCACGUGCCGUCGUCGCGAGUGACGUCACCGGAUCCGAACCGGUCAAUCAGCAGCAGAGGCGGUUAUGGGUAAAGGACCGAAGCAGGGCGUGGUGGGAAGAGCGCAGCCGGUCGGAUUACCCGGAAGAGGAUUUCAGGAGAGCGUUUCGGAUGUCCAAGUCGACGUUCGAGCUGAUCUGCAACGAGCUGAACCCGGCGGUCGCGAAAGAAGACACCGCGCUGAGAAACGCGAUUCCCGUGCGGCAGAGAGUCGCGGUCUGCGUCUGGAGGCUAGCCACGGGGGAGCCGCUUCGUCUCGUCUCCAAGAAGUUCGGUCUAGGGAUCUCCACUUGCCACAAGCUCGUCCUCGAGGUGUGCAAAGCGAUCAAAGACGUCCUGAUGCCCAAGUACCUCCGCUGGCCUGAUGAUGACGAGUCUUUGAGAAACGUUAGAGAAACGUUCGAAUCGGUUUCCGGUAUUCGAAACGUCGUCGGUUCGAUGUACACCACUCAUGUUCCGAUCAUAGCUCCUAAGAUCAGCGUGGCUGCUUAUUUCAACAAGAGGCAUACCGAGAGGAACCAGAAGAGUUCUUACUCCAUCACGAUUCAAGCCGUUGUGAAUCCCAAGGGCGUUUUCACCGACUUGUGCAUCGGAUGGCCCGGGUCGAUGUCUGAUGACCAGGUGUUGGAGAAGUCGCUGUUGUAUCAGAGAGCUAACGAUGGAGGUCUUUUGAAAGGGUUGUGGGUCGCUGGUGGGGCCGGGCACCCGCUGUUAGACUGGGUUUUGGUUCCGUACACGCAGCAGAACUUGACGUGGACGCAGCACGCGUUCAACGAGAAGAUGAGCGAGGUGCAGAGAGUGGCUAAAGAAGCGUUUGGGAGGUGGGCGUGUCUGCAGAAGCGGACUGAAGUGAAGCUGCAAGAUUUGCCCACGAUUUUGGGUGCGUGCUGUGUGCUUCACAACAUAUGUGAGACUAGAGAGGAGAGGAUGGAGGCGGGGCUGAUGGUCGAAGUGGUUGAUGAUGAGGUUUUGCCUGAAAACGCGUUGAGAUCGGUUGAUGCGAUGAAGGCUAGAGAUAGUAUCUCGCAUAAUCUAUUGCAUCAUGGACUCGCGGGUACUUCUUUCUUGUGAAAAAGGAUUGUGGAAUUGUUCUAAACUCAAUUUGAUUAUUUUAGUUUAUGCAUACUGUAUUGUAACUUUAGUAACAGUAACAGAUGUUAUAUGAGGCAGUAGAAGAAACUUACAUUAUA
This is a messenger RNA of Raphanus sativus (radish), 1569 nucleotides long. Its product is annotated as protein ALP1-like. The transcript has a single exon. The coding region runs from base 80 to 1450 and encodes 456 amino acids. NCBI's taxonomy places the organism in Eukaryota, Viridiplantae, Streptophyta, Magnoliopsida, Brassicales, Brassicaceae. The record is from RefSeq and is a predicted model, not a curated record.